Plutella xylostella (diamondback moth) is the source of this 2607-nucleotide messenger RNA. It is a transcript of the gene CRMP, whose product is annotated as Collapsin Response Mediator Protein. Gene Ontology annotation, biological process: pyrimidine nucleobase catabolic process. Lineage: Eukaryota; Metazoa; Arthropoda; Insecta; Lepidoptera; Plutellidae. Gene Ontology annotation, cellular component: cytoplasm; cytosol. The record is from RefSeq and is a predicted model, not a curated record. Gene Ontology annotation, molecular function: dihydropyrimidinase activity.
AGAAAAUUAUCAGUAGGCGUUUGCCCGUGUCUAAAGAGAUAACGUUUUAUACAAAGUGCUCGCUCCGUGUUCAGUGAAAAUUGCCUACCGGAGAUCUUGAAAAUAACUUUGUGUGUUUAGUGUUUUGAUAGCUGAUAUUCAAAGCUAACAUGGCGACCAGCGCACCUGUGAAAAAAGUUCCCAUACACCUUCAGAGCUCGCAGAAUCGGUUGCUCAUCAAAAAUGGGAAGAUUGUCAACGACGACGGAAUGGAGGACGGCGACGUCUACAUAGAAGAUGGAGUCAUCAAGCAAGUGGGCCGCAACCUGAUCAUCCCCGGCGGCACUCGCGUCAUCGACGCCAGCGGCAAGCUGGUGAUGCCGGGCGGAGUAGACCCUCACACGCACCUGGAGCUGGAGAUGAUGGGCGCCAAGACCGCUGACGACUUCUACAAGGGGACCAGGGCGGCCGUGGCGGGCGGGACUACUACUGUCAUUGACUUCGUGCUGCCCAACAAGGGCCAGUCGCUGAUCGAGGCCUACAACAACUGGAGGGAAAAAGCUGACUCUAAAGUAUGCUGCGACUACGCCCUCCACGUGGGCGUGACCUGGUGGUCCAGCUCCGUGAAGAAGGACAUGGAGCAGCUGGCGGCCGAGAUGGGGGUCAACAGCUUCAAGAUGUUCAUGGCGUACAGGGACAGCUGGAUGCUGGAUGACUACGAGCUGAUGUGCGCCAUGGAGGCGUGCAAGGAGAUACAGGCGUUGCCGCAGGUGCACGCGGAGAACGGGCACAUCAUAGCGCGCAACACGCAGCGCCUGCUGGCCCGGGGGGUGACGGCGCCCGAGGGACACCUGUUGUCCAGGGACGAGGAGGUGGAGGCCGAGGCGGUUAAUAGAGCGUGUGUUAUUGCUAAUCAGGUGAACACGCCGCUCUACAUCGUGCACAUGAUGUCCAAGUCGGCGGUCCGCGCGCUGCAGGAGGCGCGGCGCCGCGGCCAGAAGAACCCCGUGUUCGGGGAGACCCUCGCCGCCACUGUGGGCACAGAUGGUUCGCACUGCCGCAACGCGUGCUUCCGCCACGCGGCGGCGCACGUGCUGUCCCCCCCCCUGCGCGCCGACCCCCACACCCCGGAGGCCAUCGUCGAGGCGCUGGCUGAUGACGUGCUGCAGGUGAUCGGCAGUGACAACUGCACUUUCCACGAGAAGGACAAGGAGCUGGGCAAGGACGACUUCAGCAAGAUCCCCAACGGAGUGAACGGCGUGGAGGACCGGCUGGCCGUGCUGUGGCAGAAGGCUGUCAACACUGGUGUAAUGGACCCGUGUCGCUUCGUGGCGGUGACGUCCUCCACGGCGGCCAAGAUCUUCAACAUGUGGCCGCAGAAGGGGCGCGUGGCCGUCAACAGCGACGCCGACGUGGUGGUGUGGGACCCGCGUCUCGAGCGCACCAUCUCGGCUGCUACACACAAGCAGGCUGUCGACUUUAACAUCUUUGAGGGUCAGAAGGUGGUGGGCAGUCCUCAGUACGUGAUUGUGAACGGCCGAGUCUGCCUGGACGAUGGAGUCUUGAGGGUCGCUGAAGGUUCCGGUCGUUUCAUCAAGACCCCGGCCAACAGUCCCUACGUGUUUGGGGGCCAGCUGCCCGGCGCCGCCGCCCCUGAGGCACACCUCACCAUCGAAACACCCACCAAGUACACCAACGGGAACACCCCGUCCCCAGGUAGAUACGAUCAAGACUAUGUGCUUGCAGAUCUGACGCUGGUGAAUAAGCACCUGGAGGGAAUGGCUCUGGCUUCGGGCAUGUCGACCCCGACUGGACGAAAGAUGAGGGAGCCCGGCCAGCGGGACCAGCAGAAGUCUUCGUUCUCUAUCAGCAAAGAGGUGGAAGGCCCAGAGACGAAGACGUCGGUGCGUGUCAGGAACCCGCCUGGCGGCAAGUCCUCGGGCCUGUGGUAAGCACCCGACUGCACCGACAACACUGAAGACCAAUAUGACGCAAUAACCAGCUCAGGAACUUAGAACAGGGAAGGAGUCCUUCGGAAGAGCUUUUUUCCAUCGGGAUCAUGACGAUUCACAUGAUAAUUCUGCGUUUUAAAGCCUCUUGUAGUCUUUGGAAAUAACUAAGUAAGAAUAUCAUAAUAAAGCAUAACACCUACAUGCUAUUCGAAGCCUUGCAUUUAGUAUUAUCUGAAGACUCAACGCGAGGUGACUACAAGGGUGUCCCACGACGACGCGUCGGCUAUACUUUGCGUCAACUUAACUUGUUCUGAGAUGCUUUUGCGGAUCAAUGUCUUAGAAUAAUUCACAUCCAAAGCUAGAUUUUACCAUGAACGGUAUUAGAAAUGCUUUGUAACCUGUUAAACGUUAGUUUAACUAUAGAUUAAGCUUGAUUAUUAUUGUAAUAUUGAUGUUAGAUUGUUUCCAUUGAAUUAGGGCAUGACAAAUUUAUAUUCUGAUUUAAUUGUUAUACCUACGCAUUAUUUAUUUGCUGAUAGGUACCUGUAUCAUGUUUAAUCGAUGGUAAAUAUCUAAAUAGACUGAUUAAUUAUUUAGACUUCGAAAAAAAACUAGAAUGAACAUUGUGAGUUCACGUCGUCGAAUACAUACAUAAAUAUUUUAAUUUAUUUUUAAA